GUUUUCUUUCAUUUUUCCACCCGCGGCUCGCUCGCGGUACAAUUGUGUAGUUGUGCGCGUGCACCAAUGUGCAUAAGUUAAGCCGUGUUCUGUUUCUGCUGGCUUCUUGCCCGAGAUUCGGCAACGGGGAAAAACAACAAUCUAGCGAAAACGUUUUCUCCAAAAGGCAUCAUACUGUUGGAAAUCGGGCUACAUCCUUGUUCUCGAACGCGUUCACAAGAAAUCGGCCACGAUGAACCGAUCGUCGAAAAGCACUACGCUCCGCAAGACAGCCGGCUACUCCAGCCUGAUAACCUUUGCCGUCCUGCUACUGGCCUGGCUUUGCGGCUUCUCCAGCCGGCUGUUUGCUGUGAUUCGUUUCGAGAGCAUUAUCCACGAAUUUGAUCCAUGGUUCAACUAUCGUGCCACGGCACACAUGGUGGAAAAUGGAUUCUACAAGUUCCUCAACUGGUUCGACGAAUCUGCCUGGUAUCCGUUGGGGCGUAUCGUCGGUGGUACCGUGUACCCGGGUCUGAUGAUUACAUCCGGUGGAAUUCACUGGCUGCUCCACACGCUCAACAUUCCAGUACACAUUCGCGACAUUUGUGUGUUUUUGGCACCGAUCUUCAGUGGCCUUACCGCGAUCUCGACCUAUCUGCUGACGAAGGAGCUGUGGUCAGCCGGAGCCGGAUUGUUUGCGGCCAGCUUCAUCGCCAUCGUGCCCGGUUACAUCAGUCGCUCGGUGGCAGGAUCGUACGAUAACGAGGGUAUUGCUAUCUUCGCACUGCAGUUCACCUACUAUUUGUGGGUGAAAUCGGUGAAAACGGGUAGCGUGUACUGGGCGGCUUGUUCGGCGCUUUCAUACUUCUACAUGGUGUCCGCAUGGGGAGGAUACGUGUUUAUCAUCAAUUUGAUCCCACUGCACGUGUUUGUACUGCUGAUUAUGGGUCGCUACUCACCGCGUCUGUUUACCUCGUACACAACAUUCUACAUCCUCGGAUUGAUCCUCUCUAUGCAGAUUCCAUUUGUUGGAUUCCAGCCGAUCAGGACGAGCGAACACAUGGCCGCGUCUGGCGUGUUUUUGCUGCUCUUCGCCGUUGCCGUGUUGAAACACAUACAAACGAUGCUUUCGAAGCAGGAAUUCAAGCGAUUGUUCCUUAUCGGUGGUCUCGUCGCGGCUGGUGUAGUUUUCGCCGGGGUAGUCCUGCUGACUAUGCUCGGUGUUAUCGCUCCCUGGAGCGGACGUUUCUAUUCGCUCUGGGAUACCGGUUACGCUAAGAUCCACAUCCCGAUCAUUGCAUCCGUUUCGGAGCAUCAACCGACGACGUGGUUUUCCUUCUUCUUCGAUUUACACAUCUUGGUAUGCACGUUCCCGGUCGGUCUGUGGUACUGCAUCAAGAAGAUCAACGACGAACGCGUGUUUGUCGUACUGUACGCUAUAAGUGCGGUAUACUUUGCCGGCGUUAUGGUGCGCCUGAUGCUGACAUUGACGCCCGUGGUGUGCAUACUGGCUGGUGUGGCGUUUUCCGGACUGUUGGAGGUAUUCUUGAAAGAGGACAACGCAGCUAGCUCGAAGGAGGGUGGCGCUGAUGGCGAGCAAGAGGAUGCGAGUGGUGAAAAAAAGCAAAUGUAUGACAAGGCGGGAAAAAUGAAGCAUCGCCCGAAGCAUGAUCUCUCGUCUCAUGGGGCUCACGGUGAACAGAACACGGGGCUUGGCUCCAACGUGAAAAACAUGGUAAUCGUCGCCAUUCUGAUGCUGCUCAUGAUGUUUGCCGUGCAUUGUACGUGGGUGACGUCGAACGCCUACAGCAGUCCCUCGAUCGUGUUGGCUUUCUACAACAGCAAUGAUGGCACUCGUAACAUUCUGGACGACUUCCGUGAGGCAUAUUACUGGUUGUGGCAAAACACGGCACCGGAUGCGCGCGUCAUGUCCUGGUGGGACUAUGGCUAUCAAAUAGCGGGCAUGGCGAACAGAACAACACUAGUCGAUAAUAACACUUGGAACAAUAGCCACAUCGCUCUAGUCGGCAAGGCCAUGUCUUCGCCUGAAGACAAGGCGUACGAAAUCAUGACCUCACUUGAUGUGGACUACGUGCUUGUGAUUUUUGGAGGCGUGAUUGGAUACUCUGGCGACGACAUCAACAAGUUCCUCUGGAUGGUGCGCAUUGCCGAGGGUGAACAUCCGAAGGACAUACGCGAAAGCGAUUACUUUACCGACCGUGGCGAAUUCCGCAUCGACUCAGAAGGAGCACCAGCGCUGCUCAAUUGUCUGAUGUACAAAUUGAGCUACUAUAAGUUUGGAGAGUUGAAACUCGAUUACAGAGGUGCUGCUGGGUAUGAUCGCACUCGAAAUGCCGUUAUCGGUAAUAAAGAUUUCGAGCUGACGUAUCUCGAGGAGGCAUAUACUAGCGAACACUGGCUGGUACGCAUUUAUCGUGUGAAGAAACCGCACGAGUUUAACCGACCGACACUGAAGCCGGACGAACGCGUGCUUCCGGCUAGCGAGUUUCUUUCUCGCAAAUCGAUUAAGCGAAGGAAAGGGCUAAUCAAAAACCGUCCCGUCGUAGUGAAGGGAAAGCGGAAUAAGUAAGCAAUCUGGAAUGCAAACAAACCCUCUGUGUCACGUCACUUUGCUAGGGCAAGAGGAUUGCCUAUUUUUCCUCUGUCCAUUCGAGAGCAAUUUUUAGUGAGGGUUGCAAAAACAGGUGUCACAAUACCGAUCCGAUUAUUCAAUGGGACGUUGCGAGAAAAUGCUGUGAAGGGCGUAAAAGUUAGCCAACUGGUAUCAGAUUUGCGAUCGAGUGCUUGUUUCGUUAAUAUUUUAUCUCAUUGGUUCAUUAAAGUAAUGUUUAGAAUGAGUACACCGAUAUACAAGCGACGUUAAAAAAACUAACAAAAACUCUUAGCUGGGGUUCAGAAAAAUCGGGAUCCUCUUCUUUUGGCAUUUGUUUAAACGCAUAGUGUUUUCAUAGUAGUUGCAAUACCAAUUCCUUAUUCUCUUGAGCAUUGUGCACUGUUUGUCUUGACUAAUUAUAUUUGUGUUCCACAUCUAUGUCCGCAUUUCACUCCUCUUUCCAUCGAUGAUUUGAUUUCGUAAAAGUUUGAAGUGCGUAUAUCUCGUUAUGCAUUCAACAGUACCAACAAACUUAAGAUGACUUGAUAUCGUAAGACUUUUUGUGUUGUGUGGAAGGUUUUUAUCCUUCCACCGAAAUGAAACGUGAACAAAUACAAUUAGGACUAGGAAAGGUAAAAGCGCGGUAAGCAAACGUAUCCCACUACCAACAGCAGAAGGGAGGACAGCAUUCUAGCAACACACUUGGUGUCAGUUUGAUAUCUUGUACCUUUUCUCGAUAAAUACCAGAUCGACCUGUUACCAUGGAGACGUGAAGUUGAGACGAACGUGCCGUGGCAUCGCAAUAGUGGGGAUAAAAUUUGCGCUCUAUUCGACCGGUCCAGAGCGCUAAGGAAGAUCGAUCUAAUUAGGGUGUGUUUGUUCAUUUGUUUAUCUAUUCCAAUAAGCUGCUCCUGGAUGCCGCGCAUAAGAGAAAUAGUAGAAAAAGUUAAAGAAAAAAAAACAAAGAUCAACAAACAGACUCUAGCCGAACACUGAAUAAAACAUAAGGCGAAUAUAAAAAUUCGGA
This is a messenger RNA of Anopheles nili, 3620 nucleotides long. It is a transcript of the gene Stt3B, whose product is annotated as dolichyl-diphosphooligosaccharide--protein glycosyltransferase subunit STT3B. The record is from RefSeq and is a predicted model, not a curated record. Lineage: Eukaryota; Metazoa; Arthropoda; Insecta; Diptera; Culicidae. Gene Ontology annotation, cellular component: membrane. Gene Ontology annotation, molecular function: dolichyl-diphosphooligosaccharide-protein glycotransferase activity. The transcript has 4 exons. Bases 233 to 2569 code for a protein of 778 amino acids. Gene Ontology annotation, biological process: post-translational protein modification.